This is a messenger RNA of Ilex paraguariensis (yerba mate), 264 nucleotides long. The record is from the annotation of a GenBank genome assembly. NCBI's taxonomy places the organism in Eukaryota, Viridiplantae, Streptophyta, Magnoliopsida, Aquifoliales, Aquifoliaceae.
AUGCGUUUAUCAGGCAGUGACGAUACCAUCGGAGAACGCCGCGAUGUUCAAACUGAGGGUUCUGAUGUUUCUAAUGUCGGAGCCGCUGAAGACAACAUUGUAGAUAUUUUUUUGUGCAUCAAACACACUUGUCAUGAAGGAUCUAGUGAGAUAGAUUGUUGGUGUUGUUAUACUGGUGAAAAGAAGCAACAAUCAGAUUGUUGGUUUACUAUCUAUUCUUGCCGAGCAAAAUGCCGUGCCCGACCUUUUCCGGCCAUUCCCUGA